GAUUGAGUCUGCCCGCCUGUACGGCAAUAUGAACAAGUAUGCGUAUUACUUCACCGACAUGAUGGUUGGCUCGCCAGAUCCCCAGCGAGUCUCAGUCAUCGUCGACACCGGGAGCAGGUUGGUAGGCUUCCCAUGCACCGGCUGUGGUCACUGCGGUGAGCAUCUUGACCCAGCCUUCGACAUCUCUGCUUCUGAAACUGCCCGCUGGUUCGGCUGCGACGACUGCGCGGAUUGCGUGGAGGGCCGGUGCCCGUACAGCGAGACGUACGCCGAGGGCAGUUCCAUUGCGGGUUCUUGGUUCGAUGAUUUCAUGGAGCUUGGCGACUCGUUCAGCAAGAACCCCGCGGUGCGCGUGCAGAUGGGCUGCCACAACAACGAGGACAACCUCUUUUACACACAGCAGGCCAAUGGCAUCAUGGGGCUCGCUCCCUCAACGGGGAAGGCUUCGCAGCCCACGAUCUUGCAGCAGAUGUUCCAGGACAAGAAACACAUCGACACGUCGGUGUUCUCGAUAUGUCUGGCGACCUGGGGCGGGCGCAUGACUGUCGGCGGCUUCAACAGCUCCUACCACAUAGUCAAGCCGUUCCUCGAUCCAGUUCAGUGGGUCGACAUGCGCGCGACGCAGUACUAUUUCGUGAAGCCCGAGGCGCUGAGCGUCGUCGAUUUCACGGAGAGAAUCGAAGUGGUUCGGGGCGUGGAGGAGUUCGGAGUGACUAUUGUGGACAGCGGCACGACGUACACCUACCUGCCAAACGCUAUUUUCUCCUCGCUGAUGAGCCACUUGACGGAUUACUGUGCGGAACACGACGGCUGCGGAGCAGAGCAGGAGUCAGACCGCUGUUGGCGUCUCCGGGACGUGGACGCAGGACCUGUUGGUUUUCCACCAUUGGCACUUCACUUCGAGGGCGACGUGAGAGUCGAUUGGAUGCCACAGAGAUACUUGCAACAGCGCGCCGACAAGGCGCUUUGGUGUCGCGCCUUCAUGGCGAAUUCGAUAUUUCAGACCGUCAUCGGCAUCUCUCUUAUGCUCCACAAGGACUUUAUCUUCGACAUCGCCCGUGGCCGGCUGGGCAUCGCGGACGCGCAGUGCCCAGAGUACACUGAGCAGCCCGCCGCGGAUGCCCGGGCCCUGCAGCUGCCGCAGCGGCUGGACAGCCAGGCGCACGUGGACGUGCCACCCCGCCUCGGCGCGCCCUUGCGGGAGUUCGCCGAAACAGGAUCCGCCGAGUCCAGCAGCGCCGCACCUGCUGCCAAGACGGUGAUGACUCUCUGGGAGGUGUGCGCGGGUGCCGUGGUGGUCGUGGCGGCCUUGUUCGCCCUGAGCAAGGCGCGGAUCCGGCGGAGCGCGGUGCUGGGCGCGCGAGGCGUCGACGAGGAGUCCCGCCUGGUGGAUGCGGGCGAGCAGUAG
This is a messenger RNA of Prorocentrum cordatum, 1408 nucleotides long. NCBI's taxonomy places the organism in Eukaryota, Dinophyceae, Prorocentrales, Prorocentraceae. The record is from the annotation of a GenBank genome assembly.